Messenger RNA from Pelobates fuscus (common spadefoot toad), 2492 nucleotides. It is a transcript of the gene VASP, whose product is annotated as vasodilator stimulated phosphoprotein. Gene Ontology annotation, cellular component: cytoskeleton. The transcript has 12 exons. Bases 415 to 1560 code for a protein of 381 amino acids. Lineage: Eukaryota; Metazoa; Chordata; Amphibia; Anura; Pelobatidae. Gene Ontology annotation, biological process: protein homotetramerization; positive regulation of actin filament polymerization; actin polymerization or depolymerization. The record is from RefSeq and is a predicted model, not a curated record. Gene Ontology annotation, molecular function: SH3 domain binding; profilin binding; actin binding.
AAGGCAGAACCCGGGACAAGAGGAAGUGAUAGAAUGUAACAGAGAGGAAAGAAAGAAAGAGACAGAGCAGAGGGAGAUAAAGAAAGGAGAUAGGGGAAGCAGGCAAGGGGUGCCAGGAUCUGUGUAAUUGGGCAGAGCAGGAGGUGGGCAGUGAGACUGGGAAUUAAAGGGUCAGGGUUAAUCACUGCUAUGCUGGAAUAGUUGAGGUGGGUGUGAGGGAGCGCAGGAAGAGAUCUGGGGUGGAGAGAAGGGUGGGGUGAGGGACAGAGAGAUUAGCUAAGAGCCAGGUGGCGGCAGAAAUCUGGGGGCUGAGAGAUAGAGGCGGCCACUGCCAGGGGAGGUGAGGGCAGAGGGUGGGGGGACAGGAGGUGACACACAUUCCUACCUGCAGGAGGCGGAAGCUGACACCUCAGCAUGAGUGAGACACCGGUUGUCACGGCUCGUGCCAAUGUCAUGGUAUAUGAUGAUGCCAGUAAAAAAUGGAUCUCUGCUGGGACUGGUGCCCAAGGACCAAGUCGUGUACAGAUCUUCCACAACCCAGUAUCGAAUUCCUACCGCAUCGUUGGACGGAAAAUGCAAGAUCAGCAGGUGGUUAUAAACUCCCCAAUAGUGAGAGGGUUGAAGUAUAACCAGGCUACUCCCAACUUUCACCAGUGGAGAGAUGCCCGGCAGGUGUGGGGUCUGAAUUUUGCCAGUAAAGAGGAGGCCGUGCUGUUUGCCGCAGGAGUAACUCAAGCGUUGGAGUCCCUGGAAACUGGUUCUAGUAAUUGGCCUUCCCAGAAUGGACCCAGGGUAGAAGAGCCCGAACAACCCCGGAGGUUGCAACCCGAUCCAGAACCAAAAGUUCAAAGUCCAGUUGCCCCAGUUACCCCAGCAGCUGGUCCACCAGCCCCACCUGGACCUCCUCCGCCUCCAGGCCCUCCACCUGCACCUUCAGCGGGUCCACCUGCACCUCCAGGAGGCCCACCUGCACCUCCAGGAGGCCCACCUGCACCUCCAGGGGCUGGUCCCCCACCACCACCACCCCUUCCAUCUGGAGGUGGUGGAGGAGGAGGUGGAGGCGGUGGUUUGGCCGCAGCCCUUGCGGCAGCCAAACUCAAGAAAGUAUCAAAGACAGAGGAUGCAGGAGGUACCUCUUCACCAAUAGGUGGAGGAUCAGCCAAACCAGACCUCAGCCGCACCAGCGGUGGAGCUUCAGGGGGGGGAGGUGGUGGGCUGAUGGAAGAAAUGAAUGCCAAGUUAGCACGCAGGUUGAAGAUGUCACAGCAAGUGGAUCGCCCUGCACCCACUGCCACGCAGGAUGAUAAUGACAUUCAGGGAGGGAGGAACCAAAACGAAUCUGCCCGUCGUCCCUGGGACAGAGGAAGCACCACAUUGCCAAGGAUGAAAUCCACAGUCGGUAGUACAGAAGUGGCCCCAAGUUCCAGUCCAGAGGACUCUGAUUCAAUGGAGAGGAUUAAACAGGAAUUGUUGGAGGAAAUGAGAAAAGAAUUGCAGAAAGUGAAAGAGGAAAUUAUUGAAGCAUUCACACUGGAGCUACGCAGACGGGGGACGCCAUGAACCAAGCAAGCUUCAUUCCAAUGUCUCAGGCUCUACCAAUUGUGCUCUACUGGGGGCCCAGCAAUCCUUCCUCUGCUGUGCGGGGGUCCCAUGAAAGGGAGGGUAGAUACCCCCCCCCCCCCCUCAACACAAUGCAAUGUCUAAAACACAUACAAUGCAUGCUCUACUAAUCGAAUUCUGUACAUGGCUAUACAAUUGUAUUCACACACUGCUCCUGUGCUAACCAUAGAUCUAUACACAUACAUACAUACCGACCCUGGCUCUACACUCACAUGCUGUACUACCAUUGGCUCUACCCAUACUGUAUCCUGUACUAACCAUGCGCAUACAUAUUCUAUUCAUGGUUAUACAUGUGCAUCCACUUGCACAAUAUGCUAUACUAACUAUGUCUAUACACCUACAUCCACACACCAUAUACUGUACUAAUCAAUGCUUUACAGUUCGUAACAACUCCCUGCCCAAUUCCAACUUCACCAUACACUCUGCCAUGUACCUCGAAACGUGUUAGCAGAGACUAAAAGCUUCAACCAAUAGGAUUAUUUUUAUGGCUUUUUUUUUUAUGGGAAAAAGCUAUUUUAUAAAUGCAAUACACUUUUUUUUUUGUAUAAAAUUUGUUGUAGUACCUAGCUACAAUAUAGUAUUGCUCUGAGGGUGAAUAAGUGGUGAUGGGGAUAGGAUUUUCUUUUUCAAUUUUGUUUAAAUUUUUUUAUUAAAAAAAACCAUAGAAUAGUGGGUCACACACUGGAUAAAGUGGAGGACAGUUUGGGGCCUUUCACUGCCCCACAGUGAUGCUACACUAAGCACAUGUAGCACCGAGAUGGGCAGCCAAUGGGAUAAGUGCUUUUAAAUAUUUUAUGCCAUUAUAUAUAUAUAUAUAUAUGUGGGACUUUUUUUGUAUCCUGUUUUCUAGAAAUAAAACCUGGCCUAUUGUA